This is a messenger RNA of Acanthosepion pharaonis, 576 nucleotides long. Lineage: Eukaryota; Metazoa; Mollusca; Cephalopoda; Sepiida; Sepiidae. The record is from the annotation of a GenBank genome assembly.
AUGUACCGUGACAUGGAAGAAGAAUUUAAAGCCUUCGACUCAGAACUGGGCCAUAUCCAAAAUAAUCUGUUUCAACUGGCGCCAAUCGACACUGAGACAAUGCAAUCCAGUUUACUUAAAGUGGAAAGCCCCAUCGUCACCGACAGCGGCGGUAACAAGAAACUGGCCCUUCGUUUUGAUGUCAGCAAUUUCAAACCCGACGAAAUCGAAGUAAAAACCAAAGAGAAUGUUCUCUACGUUCACGCUAAACACGAAGAAAAUACGCCAGAAAAGAAAGUGUUUAGGGAAUUCAGCAAACAGUAUAGCCUGCCGAAAAGUGUGGACCCUGCUAAACUCAAGUCGAUGUUAACUAAAGAUGGAGUUCUUCAUAUUGAAGCACCUGCACCCGAAGCGAUCGCUCCGAAACCAGAACUAUAUCUAUUUUAUAUACGUUUUCUUUCUAUCUAUCUAUCUAUCUAUCUAUCUAUCUAUCUAUCUUUCUUUCUUUCUUUCUUUCUUUCUUUCUUCUCUUCGUUAAGCAACAAUAAUAAAUACACAUAUGUAGCGGCCUCUCACCCUCUUAAAGAAUCAGUUUAA